This is a messenger RNA of Phoenix dactylifera (date palm), 1758 nucleotides long. Lineage: Eukaryota; Viridiplantae; Streptophyta; Magnoliopsida; Arecales; Arecaceae. The record is from RefSeq and is a predicted model, not a curated record.
AGUAUGGUGUUCUAUAAGAACACCUCAUCGAUCAGAUCCUCGCUAGGACCUAGGAGUAACCCAAGGGAGGAGUGUAGUGUUACUUUCUUUAAUUCCCUCAUGGCCAUGCUUCCCUCUCUCCCCAGCAGCCUCCUUCCACGCAAGGCACAAGAAGAGGAAGAGGAAGAGGAAGAGGAAGAGGAGGAGGAUCAAACCCCCAGACCUCCUCAAGACUGCAGCGACUUCAUCUCUACCCUGCCGAAAGGGGGUUGGGGACCGAUCCGCACCCGAAAAUACCAAGGGUUUUGGGUCCCUGAGAUCUUUCUCCCUAGCGUAAUGGCCAUCCAGAAAAACUUCAAGGCUCGCCCCGACGACCUCUUCGUCGUGAGUUACCCAAAGUCCGGAACCACCUGGCUUAAAGCUCUCACCUUUGCCACCAUGACCAGAACCCAGUAUCCUCUAGCUCACCACCCUCUUCUUAGCUUCAACCCUCACGACUGUGUCUUGUACGUGGAGCAAUACUUCCACGAAGGCCUGAUUUCCAAGAUGGAAGCCUUGCCCUCCCCGAGAAUCCUCGCCAUCCACAUGCCUUACUCACUGUUGCCGGACUCGAUGACGAGCUCCAGCUGCCGGUUCGUAUACAUCUGCCGUGACCCGAAGGACACACUGGUCUCCAUGUGGCACUUCAGAGAGAAGUCGAGGCCGAAGACCGUGGAGCCUACUCCGUUCGCCGAAGCCUUCGAGGCGUUCUGUGAGGGGACCAGCCCCGUUGGGCCGAUGUGGGACCAUGCUUUGGAGUACUGGAGGGCGAGCUUGAGGAGCCCUGAGAGGGUCUUGUUCUUGAAGUAUGAGGAGAUGAUGGAUGAGCCGGUGGGGAACGCGAGGAGGUUGGCGGAGUUCCUGAGCUGCCCCUUCACCGAAGAGGAAGAGAAGGGAGGGGUGGUGGAGGACAUUGUAGAGCUUUGUAGCUUUGAGAAACUGAAGAGCUUGGAAGCAAACAAGAUGGGAACCCAAGGAGGUCCUGGCUUCGUUGUGACGAAUGAUUCUUUCUUCAGGAAAGGAGGUGGGGGAGAUUGGAAGAAUCAUAUGAGUCCGGAGAUGGCUCGAAGGCUGGACGCCAUCACGCAGCAUAAGCUGUUCGAGUCCGGUCUGACUCUCGAGAGUGUGGGCGUAGAAGCAGCCUCCGGCGACGAUGCCUCAGCUCAUGGCCAGUAAUUUGUGCUGCUUUUCGCUGUUCUCUUCCGCUUUUAGAUGUUCAAAUGGUGCUUGCAACCAUCUUUGCAGCUGCAGUGAAACUUUGUCUAGAUUGAAAUAAGAUCUAAAGAUGAGAGUUUAGAUCCCGAUGUAAAUGUUUCAUUAUCUCAAUGAAACGGGAGGGAUAUGCCCUCUUUUCGUUAUCUACUGGUGUUUAGACAGACCGAGGAGACCAUCAAGUCAACGCUUCAACCCAAACUUCCAAACUUUCUCCACCCAACCCUGUCUUGGACUACUAAUAAACCCUCGCUGACGCUUCUAUGGCUCAUUGUAUAAAGUAAAGUGCUUGCUGAAACCCAAUUGAUUCUUGUUGAGCGAUUUCUUCAUCCUUUUUGCUGCAGAUAAAUAGAGGUCAUGGAUUCUUGUAGGGGCAUGAUCCUCCAAACUCUUCGCAUUGAAGAGAGGUCAUCAACAAGCUAAUUCAGAAAAACAAUGAGAUCCAAGUCUGCAAAGCCACGAAGAAGUGUUUGACAAAUUGGGUUUUAUGUCAUCAAACGCAGGAAUUAGUGGAUCACUUGUUCUCUU